CCGCUUCUUCAAUCUCAGAAUGAUGUCCGUCACAUCUUCUUCUUCAUAAAUCUAUCCAAAUUUCUCGUUAUGCAAUAUCUAGAGAAGAACCCUAGCCGCUAUGCCCGUGUACGAAUCCGAUAUCCAAGAUGAGGAGGAUCUCAAUGUCCGUCACGCUUCCCUGGACAUACACCCUCUCAAGCUCUUCGACAUCGCCAAAGCUGAAGGGAGACCUUUAUACGCCGCUGCUCCCAUGGUGAGGUACAGCAAGCUGGCUUUUCGAGAGACUGUUGCGCUAUAUGGGGUUGAUCUGACUUGGACGCCUAUGGUGCUAGCCAAGGAAUUCAAUCGGAGCUUGCUGGCACGUGAUAGUGGUAAGCACGUGGUCAUUAUCUUCUUCAUCCUUUCCUAUUUUACCAGUUGCUUGGAAGCCCUAUCCUUCAUUUCAAGCCCAUUAUAUACUCAUCACACAAGUACUGUUACCCUCCUAGACUUCACAACCUCCCCCCAUGCCCCUCCAACAAUUGUCCAGUUUGGCUGCAAUUCGCCACUCGAACUGAGUAGAGCAACGACCCUCAUCGCACCUCAUGUCAAUGGCAUCGAUCUGAACUGUGGCUGUCCGCAGUCUUGGGCCUGUUCCGAGACUCUUGGUGCCGCACUCAUGCACAAACGCGAACUCGUAGCGUCCAUGGUUUCAUCCGCCAAAUCCGCUUUGGCAUCCCUCGGCUACGAGGGCCAGAAAACGGUCUCUGUGAAGAUUAGAGUUCACAAAGACUUAAGAGACACGAUUGAUUUUGUGAAGACGGUGCAGGACGCAGGAGUAGAUUUCAUCACGAUUCAUGGGAGGAUGAGAAGUACGCCUAGUUCGAAGCCUGUUGAUCUUGAGGCUAUCAAGCUAGUUACUGAGCAUGUUUAUGUGCCGAAGUUGGCCAAUGGGGAUGUGUUUACAUUGGAGGAUGCAAGAGAGCAUGUUAGGGCUACGGGGGUCGAUGGCGUCAUGGCUGCUAGAGGAUUGCUGGAGAAUCCGGGAAUGAUCAGGGGGGAUGUGAGGUGUGAGUGGGAUGUCGUGGAGAGUUUCAUGGAACGGGUAGUGAGGGCGCCGCUCCCAUUUAAGUUGGUGGUUCAUCAUCUUGGAGAAAUGGGGGGAAGUGAGAGAAGUCAACGUGGGAAGACUUUGUUCUCAAAGGAAGAGAGGGCGGAGUUGAUGGCGUGUGAAGGGAUGGUGGACUUGAUUGAUUGGUUUGAGGAAAUGAAAGAGCGGAAAGCAAGGAAUGGGAACUGAGGCAACAUGUGUCCCAGGGAGGUGAAACAUAGAUGGAAGUACUCGGCACGAAGAAUAAUCAUUUUGCGUGACUAUAUGCAUACACCCCCUGUUCCACAG
Molecule: messenger RNA, 1360 nt
Organism: Mollisia scopiformis
Lineage: Eukaryota; Fungi; Ascomycota; Leotiomycetes; Helotiales; Mollisiaceae
Product: FMN-linked oxidoreductase
Exons: 4
Coding region: 101-1261 (386 amino acids)
Biological process (GO): tRNA processing
Molecular function (GO): tRNA dihydrouridine synthase activity; flavin adenine dinucleotide binding
Source: RefSeq, a predicted model, not a curated record